Messenger RNA from Patiria miniata (bat star), 3151 nucleotides. Its product is annotated as gamma-butyrobetaine dioxygenase-like. The transcript has 6 exons. Gene Ontology annotation, cellular component: mitochondrion. The record is from RefSeq and is a predicted model, not a curated record. Gene Ontology annotation, molecular function: gamma-butyrobetaine dioxygenase activity. NCBI's taxonomy places the organism in Eukaryota, Metazoa, Echinodermata, Asteroidea, Valvatida, Asterinidae. Gene Ontology annotation, biological process: carnitine biosynthetic process. The coding region runs from base 216 to 1673 and encodes 485 amino acids.
UCGAAGGUCGCGCAAUACAAUGUACAAGUAUACAUGUGUACACUGAAUGGCAUGAGCUUGUGUGUUUACUCUCAGUUAUUUCAGUCAGUCUGGUUUAAACCAGUACCCAUGCAUGUCGUACAUGAAUUUAGAGAUUCUGUGGCUUUGUGAAGACUAGUUUAUCCUUUUCUCCAUGGGCCGUCGCCAUUAACCAGUUUGUGAAUUCAGAAUCAGAUAUGAUUCGGAACGGACUGAAAAUCCUGCGCAACUUUCGCCCCUAUUCACCGCGGUUGCCGUGUUCGGUGUGGCCACCACGGCCAUUGCAGACGGGUCAAGGGAAUGCCCGGGGUCUGUCGGCGAUGUUCACGGCGCGACGCAGCCUGUUGCAGCUGCCAGCAAGGCCCGAGCUGUCAAAGAUCGUCCCCAAGCCACCACGGGGAUAUCAGUCGGUGAAUUGGUACUCGUCUCAGGCCAGCCGAGAGGCUUCGCUGGAUACUCAUGUGAAGAUCAGAUCCUUGAGCAAGGAUGACUCGCGUCGUAUGGUGAACGUGACUUGGUCUGACGGCACGAAACAAGACUACCCGUUCGUCUGGCUCCUGGACAACUGCUUCUGUACCGACUGCUACCACGUCGAGUCCCAGUGUCGACUCCUCCCCUUCGACGAGCUCGACAUCGACGCCAACCCGGAGUCGGUCGAGACCGUCAACCACGGCGACACGCUCCGGGUCUCCUGGAAUCGACACCACCACAGCGAUUUCAACUCGGACUGGCUUCGCCCUAACCGAUUCGAUCAGGCCGAGCCGCGAGACGAUGCCCUCUCCGCCCUGCCCACCCCGAAGCUUUGGGGCGCGGAGAUCGCCCAGUCUCUGCCCAGGUUUGAGUUCCAAGAAGUCCUGUCGGAUGACUGGGCUCUGCUGGACUUCCUGAAGGCCUUCCAUGAGUUCGGGAUCGUGAAGUUGGAGAGGACCCCGGCCGAACCGAAUCAGAUCCCGAUACUCGCCAAGAGAAUCGGCCCGAUGAGAGAAACGAGUUUUGGACUGAUCCAACCGCUCAGGAAAGGCGGGUACGAGGUUGAGGAUUUGGGUCAAGAUCGUGCCCUGUCGUACACCACCAAAGCGCUGAAUCUACACAACGACAUGAGCUGCCUUUAUGAAACAACAUGUAUGGCGUUUUUUCACUGCAUUAUAGCAUCAGACGGCAAGGGAGGUGAAAGCAUCUACUCGGACGGUUUCCAUGCCGCGGAAAUGUUGAGGCUUGCUGACCCCAGGGCGUUCCGGCUGCUCUCCACCAAUCAGCAGGAGUUUCGACUGGUGGGGGCGGAGCCUCACGUCGGUGAUUUCGAUCACCGAUCUCAUCAUUUCCCAAUCAUGCUUGACCACUUUGGACAACUUAAGGCGAUUCACUACAGCACUCACGCUCGAACCCCUUCACUGCGCAUGGCCGUUGAUGACGUUAAAGCCAUGUAUAGCGCCCUCCAGAGCUUUUCCAAACUCCUUGAGAGCCCGGAAAAUGCGUAUUAUGUUAAACUGCAAAAAGGUGACAUGGUGGUGGUCAACAACCAUCGCGUCCUCCACGGGCGGACGCCGUUUGAAGACUCCAACGAGAGAUACUUGGAGCUGGGUUACGUCGACUGGGACCACGUGACUUCGCGCAUGCGCGUCCUCCAAAAUAAACUGAAUUCUGAUAAAGUGUGAAAAGCAACCCCCCUCCCCCAAAAAAAAAAUAAAAAAAAUUUGGCGUUGUAUCACAAACUUGGUUAAUUCACUGAAAUAAAGAUAUCUAUAUGUUAGGGAUUUCAAACAGAAAAUAAAACCCACCCAUCAACCUGGAACAAUCUACUGAUUCUAAAGCACGCCCUCAAUCGAAAUUCCAUGUAUUUCGGACAAGGUCAGAACAUGGGUCAGAACAAUUCGGGUUAUUCGCAAUGUAGUGCGCCACCAAGAGUUUGCCACGGCGAGUUCAUUUUUCCCAGUGCGUUGCAUGGGAGAUGGUUGACAAAUUCGCAACGCGGAACAUUUGAAUCUUGUUAGUUUUUUUCCGGUCAGUGGGUUCGUAAGUGUAUGAUUCAAGUAUCUGUUUGCCCCUUUCUUUUCCUUUUAUCAAUAUGGUGCUUUUUGUAAGGCAGCAGAACGCUAUGCCCAAUCUAUAACAAAUUAGCUCAAGUUGUCUACUGACACUCGUUCAACUGGGCCUUAUUUUGUUGUCCAUAAAGUUGAAAAAGGGACUCUCCACGGCAAACUCUUGGUGGCGCACUACAUUGUGAAUCGCCCGAAUUGACAGUUAUUGGUUGUUAACGUUCUAGCUAAUGUUGACAUCUGGGAAUAAGGGCCAACAGCACUGUGUGCAGUACAUAAAGGAAACCUCACUUUAUAAUGAAUAAAUAUAUGAAGUUACAAAUUGUAUAUUAUUUUUAUUUGCGAACCAUUUAGUUAAGGUGAGCUACAACAAAUAAACAUAAUCCUAUAAUUACAAGAUGUUUGUUUUUAUGUCAUAUAUAGACGAGUAUCCAUACAUCUUUUUGUACAGCAUUAUGUACAAAUUCACGAAGAGAUUGUGGAGUAGACGUACUAUUAACUUUAUGCAAACUUGUGACAUAAAAUGGCGUGCGUGUUAAAUUUUGAAGAAAAUAUCAGUUUAAUUUGGGCGUUUUGGGCGUAUACAAUAUCACCUUGUUGAUUUGAGCACAAUGAUCAUUGUUCAAAAUGGCCGAAGUUUAAUAGCGGAUCAAUGUUUACGUAAGCUGACAAGUGUUUGUCAAAAGGUCUGGACUUUUGGCCCAAAUUAACAUUAACGGUAGAUAUAUUAGAGGGCCCAUAGCAUGCCAUGCUUUUAUUUUUGCAAUCCUUGAAACUGCUACUUUUUGUCCCAUGUAAGCUUAUUUUCAAUUUUCGUUUCGUUUUUUUUCAAGGUAUUUUGGGUUUUUAUGCUAAUGCAAAUUUCCAUAUUCACGAGCAAAAGUGUGAUGUCAUUUCAGGCAGAAACAUCUAUGUUACAGCUAUUUCAGCACCAAAAGAUGCCAGAAUUUUGGAUAUUUUGCUGUCGUGAAGUUUCUUUAUUUUUGGUGAUUGUUUGUGGUGUCAGUACAUGGCAGUAAGCCAAUGAGCAAACCUUUCCCACACUGUUUUCAGUGAGCACAUUUUUGGGUUCACAAUUUGAACAGAAAACCCCUAAA